Messenger RNA from Caretta caretta (loggerhead turtle), 7857 nucleotides. It is a transcript of the gene DRC4, whose product is annotated as dynein regulatory complex subunit 4. The record is from RefSeq and is a predicted model, not a curated record. Lineage: Eukaryota; Metazoa; Chordata; Testudines; Cheloniidae. Gene Ontology annotation, cellular component: motile cilium; microtubule; Golgi apparatus. Gene Ontology annotation, biological process: flagellated sperm motility. Gene Ontology annotation, molecular function: small GTPase binding; microtubule binding.
GUGGCUGGGAGGAAAACAUUGGGUUCAGGGGUCCCCUGGGAGCCCCUGGUGUGCUGGGGGGCAGCAGCAUUUGGGGCAGGGUUUUGGGGCAGGCAGCAGAAUUGUCCCGUUUCCUCUGUGCCUGGGGCACUUUGCUCUGGACUGAUGGCUGCAGUGGCCUUCCUGGAGCUGCAGCUGGGCUGGUCAAUGCCCUGAGCUCUCAGUCGCACAGUCCUUCCGGGUGAAGGUACUGGGUCAUUCUGAGACCUUGGCUGCACCAGCCCGUGGCACCUGUUGCCUUCCCCUCAAGUGCAUGCCCCUAACUCAUCACAGGGCUCAGGCUGCUCCAAAAUGUGCUCUUAGUUGAUUGCUUUGAUGUGGAGUUUCUUGUACCUUUACUGACCCUCCAGCCCUCUCAAAGCCGCACCUGUGGCCUGUGGAUGAUCACACCUUGUGUCAUCUCAUUGGUCAGAAUGACAUCCACAUCCAGUGGUCCCCAGCAGCCCAGGUCAGUGGCACCUCUGUAGCUCUGAGCUAUGGAAACCUGUCAUGUAUAUUGUUUUCUUUUCUAAGGCACCCAAAAAGAAAGGUGGCAAAAAAGCCAAGGGGGGCAAAGCUGCAGCGGUGGUGGAUGCUAUCCCCCCGGAGGACAUGAACAAGGAUCAGCUGGAGGAGCACAUUGUGCGUCUCCGGGAGGAGCUGGACCGCGAACGGGAGGAGCGCAACUACUUCCAGCUGGAGCGUGACAAGAUCCACACCUUCUGGGAGAUCACCCGUCGGCAGCUGGAUGAGAAGAAGGCAGAGCUGCGCAACAAGGACCGAGAGAUGGAGGAGGCCGAGGAGCGGCAUCAAGUGGAGAUUAAAGUUUACAAGCAGAAGGUGAAGCACCUGUUGUAUGAGCACCAGAACAACAUCACAGAACUGAAGGCAGAGGGCAGCGUGUCCAUGAAGCUGGCCCAGAAGGAGCACCGCACCCAGGAGACGGAGCUGCGCAAGGAUAUGCGCACCUUGAAAGUGGAGCUAAAGGAGCAGGAGCUGGCCAACGAGGUGGUAGUGAAAAAUCUGCGCAUGAAACAAGAGGAGGAGAUCACACGGCUGCGCAGCGACUUUGAGAGACAAGUGAAAGAAAUUGAGGCCAAAUACGACAAGAAGAUGCGCGUGCUGCGGGACGAGCUGGAUCUGCGGAGGAAAACGGAGAUCCACGAGAUCGAGGAGAGGAAAAAUGGACAGAUCAACACACUGAUGAAGAACCACGAGAAGGCCUUCAGUGACAUCAAGAACUACUACAACGAUGUCACCCUCAACAACCUGGCACUCAUCAACACUCUCAAGGAGCAGAUGGAGGAGAUGAAGAAGAAGGAGGAUCAUCUGGAGAAGGAGAUGGCGGAAGUGCUGCUUCAGAACAAGAGGCAGACAGAGCCCCUGCAGCGGGCCCGGGAGGAGGUGGCCGAGCUGCAGAAGAAGCUAGCCCACUACGAGAAGGACAAGGAGGCACUGGCUAACACAAAGGCCCGUUUGAAAGUCACCCAGAAGGAAUUAAAAGACCUUCAGUGGGAACAUGAAGUGCUGGAGCAGAGGUUCAGCAAGGUGCAGGCAGAACGAGACGAGCUCUAUCAGAAGUUCACCAAAGCUAUUAGUGAGGUGCAGCAGAAGACUGGCUUCAAGAACCUGCUCCUGGAGCGCAAGUUGAAGGGCCUCUCCAACAUACUGGAGAAGAAGGAGGUGCAGCUUAAUGAAAUCCUCUCAGCCUCCAAUCUUGACCCCAGCGCCCUCACCAUGGUCACACGCAAACUGGAGGACGUGCUGGAUUCCAAGAACAACACCAUCAAGGAUCUCCAGUACGAACUGGCCCGAGUCUGCAAGGCACACAACGACUUGCUGCGCACCUAUGAGGCCAAGCUCACAGCCUUCGGGAUCCCCCUGGACAACGUGGGCUUCAAACCACUGGAGACCACAGUGAUGGGACAGCUGCUGGGGCAGGGCCCAGCCGGACUCGUUGCUACCCCCACCUAACACUGCUGGGCACGUGCUUGUCCAUCCCCUCUCAGGUUACACUAAAUAUUGUCAGCAGCCUCACCAUGUGCUCCUGUCCCAGCACCGCAGGGAGUGGGCUGGGCUGUCCCAGGCAGAGAGCAGGGCUGUUUGGUGGCUCUGCCUCAUUAAACAGACCCCAGAAAGGUUUUUAAGCAGGCUCCAAAGAAACCGUUUUUUGCUUCCCAGGGCAGGGCAGGGCCGGGCCUCAGCGUGGAAGGAGACCUCUCACAGCCCAGUGUUCCCUUGCCUAGAGAACGUGCCAGCCAGAGCCAGCUGGUAGCUGGCCCCUGGGUACCGCAGCACUAUAAGCAGAGGAGUGUCACCACUCCAGACCCACACCCAUGGCAUCCACAUGCAGCCUGUUCUCAGCCAGUCCUGCACCCAUAGGCCUCCCAGCUGGGCAGGGACUGGAACCCAGAGGCCUGCAUGGGUCUCCUCCAUAUGCCAACAGCUCUCGGCCUCAGGAAGAAGGAUGAGCCCUGCUGGCUCUGGAGGGACUGCGCUCACCAGCAGGGAGAACUGGGCCUCUGAGCAGCAGAGCCAUGCUGCCCUUCCUAGAGCAGAGCUAUCCAUCUCCGUGGCUGUUUUACCACUCGGAUCCACAGAGCUCGCUAACGAGCGGCUGAGUGCAUCAGGCUAAGGCAAGUGCUGCUGCAAGAACCCUUUAAUAGCACAGCCCAUCCUGAGCCCUCCCUCGCGUCACUUCCUCCAGCCCAUCUCUGGAGCCAAGGCCAGGCCGGCAGGGGGUGGGGGGGCUAGUCCCUGCGCCAUGCCGACCUGCUCUCCCUUGUGCUCUAGCUCCCCUUGUAGGUGGUAUAGGAGAAGGGACUGAUCAGCAGAGGGAUGUGCAGCUUCCAGGUUCGCUCUGUGACUGUGAAGACAACCUGGCAGAGACAAGGGAGAAGCCGGUUACGUGUGUGACAAAGCAUGUGCUGGCUGGGGAGAGCCUCAGCCCCACAGCAGUUUGAUCUGUCUGCAGACGGUCCCUAAGGCAAUGUCGGAGCAGCGCCAGGGCGGGAGGAAAUGCAACCCUUUCCCGUUGACACUGAGCAGCUCCAGGGCUGCUGCGGUUUGCUGGGGACAGAGCUGCAGAUCAGCUGUGUAAAGUGCAUCUGUGCUGCACUGAGCCCUAGUCACUCUGAGAUGGCAAAGGCCAUGGCUGGGGAGCAGGGAGAUGGGGCCAGAGUCUGCUCCUGUACGCUGCUGUAAGCUGCUGCCCUGCUCGGCCACAAGGCAGAGUUUACGGUGGAGUAUCAACGAAUUUGAGCCUUGGGCUCCAGUGCAUUUGUAGCGUCUGUGGUAACUUCCCCUGACUUAGCAGAAGAUUCUGGAGAGGCAGUCACAGAGCAACCCACGUCCUGGGCUUCAGACACUCCAUGUGCUCACUGCCCCCUGGGUCUGCAUGUGCUAGCAGACAGGGCUUUGUAGACAGGGCUGAUUCUCCUCGCUCCUGCUUUAACCCAGGUGAGAGAGGAAUUGGGCCCAGGCAUGCUCCCGGUUAGUAGAUUUACCUCCACAUAGGGGUAGAAGCUAGUGUACCCCAGCCACUGCCAGUAAGCCCCAGUGUCGAAGUGCAGCUUGUAUGUGCCAGCCUUCACCUGCUCAGGAGCCGGGAAGAGCAGGCAGCGCCCAUCCACGUUGGUAGAGCUGAAAUCAAAACAAGUGUAUCAAACUGAAGCUGUCCAUGGCUCCCUCCUUAGUCCCCUGGAGCCUCCCUGCUGGGAGCCAGUCGCAGGUGCGGCUGAGCCAGGCGCAGCUGUUGGGAUGACGUGCUCCCCGCAUGGUCCUCAUGAGCAGAGCAGGAAGCAGAAGGCACAGCAAGGAGAGGCGUGACAGCAGGGGAGAGCGCCUGGGGAUGGGGCACGCAGGGAGGUCCUUCCAGACGGCAGGAGCUGCCCCCAGGGACUCCAGGAGACGGUUUUUGGCCAGCAUCACCUCAUGCUGCGUGCACAUCACCACCCUGGGAGUUGAUGGGGAGAUUGAACUGUUCUGGGUCACGUCAGAGCGUAGGAUCUGUCCUCUGCGGUCCGGCCUGCACCCCAGGAAGGCUGAGCCAGAGCGGAUGGCAGUGCCCCACUGGAGUGCAUCCCCAUGAUGCCAGGUGCGUGCGAAGUGGGGGCCCAGCGGAGCAGUGAGGCACCUGCCAGGCCAGAGACCAGAAGGGAGUAAUCCCCCCACCCCACAACCAGAGGGGAAGAGACUCCCAAACCCAAGGAAGGGAGCACUAGGGGAAAUGGCUAUGCAUUGGCUGGGUCUGUGCCAGUACGCUGGCUGGCGGGGGGAGAUGGAACUUGUGCCUGCUGCAGGCCCCAGCCCACUCUGCCAGAACCCAUCCCGCAGCCUGCACCCCCCGGGGCCACCUUCUCCCUGGUGGCUGGGCUGGGCAGGUGCAGCCUGAUCGACGCGGGGGCGGGGAGGGGGGUUGAAGGGCUCAGGUAACUGUUCUGUUGUGGGCUGGGAUCAGACUCAGGUGUGAGGUGGGGGAGGGAAGCCUGAGGAAGUGGAAAAACGCUUUCCUGUCCUGCCCCCAGGCUUUAGCUCAGCCACCACCCCCCCCGACCCCCAGGUCUUUGCACUUAGGGGGGUUGUGGGGUGGUGUGACGAAGCGGGACGGUUCUUAAUGUUUCCUCUGAAUAGUGUGGGGGUGCCUCAGUUUCCCCUAGGCAGUUCUUAAGUAUCUAGGGAGUGGGAUAAGGGUGUAUGAUCAUUGCAGAGUCCUAGAGGGCAGGUGGGUGCAGGGGUCUGGACACAGAGAAUGGCCGACACCCUGUUUCCUGGCAACUGAUGGCCUGGGCCCUUCCCCCUGCAAGGUGAGAGCUAAAGGUUGGAGAACAAAGGAAUCCGGUGACCUCCUGGCCCUGGAAAGGAACAAAGCCCAGAGGAGGAGGGGCUGGAGGGAGUUUCAGUUUGGGGCUGUGUGACGAAGUGGGACUGUUCUUAAUGUUUCCUCUGAAUAGUGUGGGGGUGCCUCAGUUUCCCCUAGGCAGUUCUUAAGUAUCUAGGGGGUGGGGUAAGGGUGUAUGAUCAUUGCAGAGCCCUAGAGGGCAUGUGUGUGCAGGAGUCUGGACACAGAGAAUGGCCGACACCCUGUUUCCUGGCAACUAAUGGCCUGGGCCCUUCCCCCCCUGCAAGGUGAGAGCUGAAGGGUUGGAGAACAAAGGAAUCAGGUGACCACCUGGCCCGGGAAAGGAACAAAGCCCAGAGGAGGAGGGGCUGGAGGGGGUUUUCAGUUUGGGGCUGGCUGGGACAUGGAGUGAAGUGCAGACGUGGUUGUCUGGCUCACUGCCCCCCAAAAUGGACCCAGCUGAGGGGUCCCGUUCUCUGCACCUGCAAGCUCUGUUUUAGACCAUGUUCCUGUCGUCUAAUAAACCUUCUGUUUUACUGGCUGGCUGAGAGUCACGUCUGACUGCGAAGUUGGGGUGCAGGACCCUCUGGCUUCCCCAGGAGCCCCGCCUGAGCGGACUCGCUGUGGGAAGCGCACGGAGGGGCAGAGGAUGCUGAAUGCUCCGAGGUCAGACCCAGGAAGGUGGAAGCUGUGUGAGCUGCGUGUCCUGAAGACAGGCUGCUCACAGAAAGGCGACUGCCCCAGAGUCCUGACUGGCUUCAUGGGGAGCAGUUCCAGAGCAUCGCCCAGGGACUCCGUGACAACUGGUGGCAGCGGUGGGAUGUACUGCACCCCGUGGAUGGUGCUUCCUGCAGUAAGUGACUGGGGAGCAGUAACACGAAGGGGGGAUUGCCGAGGACCAGGCCUGCUGAAGGCUCAGAGAGGAGCGGUUUCGGGGGGCGGUUAACCCCUGGGAGUGUGUGACCAGCGAGAAGGACUGUGCAGUAACAGGGUUCCCCUGGGGAUUGCAGCGAGCAGUCCAAGGGGCGGAGGAGUCUGCAGCUCGACCCUGGCAAAGAGGUGGUGACCUCGAGAAGGGCUGACACACUAGGGGUUCUCCCUGGAAACCGUGGGGAGCUGAGAACACACGGGCCUGUGAGUCCACAACAACUUGGGAGGAGCGGAGUGAUGGCCUGUCACCGUCUCCUUAAGAAGGACAUUGUAACCCUGUGCAAAAAGAGAGGGUUGAGCAUUGGAAAGUUCACCAAAGCAGAGUUAAUCGUGCAGCUGGAGGAGGAUGACCGCUCUAAGGAACAGAUUCCUGACCCCAACUGGGGCUAUAGCAGGAUCUGGGAGCAGCUGAAGCGGGAGCCAGGCAUCGCCAAGACUCCUGUCCCCGACCAGACGGGGGUCUUCACGAUCGGGUUCCCCAUUGGGGGAUCAAGACGGACGGGAUUGGAGCUGAGUCUGAGAGAGCAAGAGGACUGUGAGAGACAGCGAGAGCCCGAGAAAGAGCUGCAGAAGCAGCAGCAGCAUGAACUGGCGGUGGGGGAGCGGAGAGGCCUAGGGGACCUCCCCGGGGUGAGUGGGGAUAGACCCCGGGGGGCCAGUUCCGCAGGGAACCUCGAGACUAAAUUGCUGCCCCUGGUUAAGGGGGGGGUGUGUGUGGAUGCCACCUCACUGCCUUUGAGCAGGCUGGAGAUUUGAACCAAGGGGACCCUGCGGAAAAGCCCCGGUGUCUAGCUCCCUUGCUGGGUCCCAAGGCCACAGACUCCGUCAGCCAGAUGGUUGGGGAUGUGGACAGGCUCCCACUCCUGACCCCAACCUAUAUGUCUGUGUGGAGUUUCCUGGGGCCAGGCCCCCCGGACCUCCAGUGGGAGCAGAAGGUGAUGGUCAAUGGGGAGACAUUCUUGGGGUGGCCAAAGGGCAUGGGCUGCAUAAACCUUCCCACAUGCGGCCUGCGAGUGCUAUCGACCACCCCUGACCUAAGGGAGGGCGUGAAACUGGAAGGGCCUGGUGUAACUCCUACCAAGGAAUGGGAGAGAUGCUGGGGCAUCCAUGGGAACGUUGGUGGCUUCGAACUUCCCCAGGUCACCGGCUAAAGUGACCCCGCUCAGUUCGAUCUCGAAGGGGGGAGAGAUGUGACGAAGUGGGACUGUUCUUAAUGUUUCCUCUGAAUAGUGUGGGGGUGCCUCAGUUUCCCCUAGGCAGUUCUUAAGUAUCUAGGGGGUGGGGUAAGGGUGUAUGAUCAUUGCAGAGCCCUAGAGGGCAUGUGUGUGCAGGAGUCUGGACACAGAGAAUGGCCGACACCCUGUUUCCUGGCAACUAAUGGCCUGGGCCCUUCCCCCCCUGCAAGGUGAGAGCUGAAGGGUUGGAGAACAAAGGAAUCAGGUGACCACCUGGCCCGGGAAAGGAACAAAGCCCAGAGGAGGAGGGGCUGGAGGGGGUUUUCAGUUUGGGGCUGGCUGGGACAUGGAGUGAAGUGCAGACGUGGUUGUCUGGCUCACUGCCCCCCAAAAUGGACCCAGCUGAGGGGUCCCGUUCUCUGCACCUGCAAGCUCUGUUUUAGACCAUGUUCCUGUCGUCUAAUAAACCUUCUGUUUUACUGGCUGGCUGAGAGUCACGUCUGACUGCGAAGUUGGGGUGCAGGACCCUCUGGCUUCCCCAGGAGCCCCGCCUGAGCGGACUCGCUGUGGGAAGCGCACGGAGGGGCAGAGGAUGCUGAAUGCUCCGAGGUCAGACCCAGGAAGGUGGAAGCUGUGUGAGCUGCGUGUCCUGAAGACAGGCUGCUCACAGAAAGGCGACUGCCCCAGAGUCCUGACUGGCUUCAUGGGGAGCAGUUCCAGAGCAUCGCCCAGGGACUCCGUGACAGGCUGGUUGGAGACAUGGAGUGAAGGUUGUCUGGUUGUCUGGCUCACUGCCCCCCAAAAUGGACCCAGCUGAGGGGUCCUGUUCUCUGCACCUGCAAGCUCUGUGUUAGACCAUGUUCCUGUCGUCUAAUAAACCUCUGUUUUCCUGGC